This is a messenger RNA of Paramecium sonneborni, 1028 nucleotides long. The record is from the annotation of a GenBank genome assembly. NCBI's taxonomy places the organism in Eukaryota, Ciliophora, Oligohymenophorea, Peniculida, Parameciidae.
UAAGGUUGUUGGAAUGAAAUAAGGUAUAAUUAAUCACUAAAUUAGAGUAAUUAUCUUAAACGUUUUACAGUAAAAUACCUAAUUCUCCAGCAUAUACAAUGGGAUCUAGAAAAAAAGAAUUAUCUAUAUUAGAUACUCCAGGUCCUGGAUAAUAUCACCCUAUAAUUCCUUUUCGAUAAAGUCCAAGAGCAAUAAUGUCAGGUUCAAAAGAUUCAUUCUAUAAAAUAUCUGAUUCUCCAGGACCUGGUAGAUAUAAUCAAUUAUCAUAUACAACUAAUGGUUUUAAAUUUCCAUAAGAGAAAAGAUAAUUAACAAAUAAUAAUGAUUCUCCAGGUCCAGCAAAAUAUGAUCAAAUCAAUAACUUUUUUGCACCUGCUUAUAUUAUUCCAAAAGCAGAAAGAAAAACAAAAGCAAGUUCUUUUGUAACUGGACCUGGAUGUUAUCAUAUACCUUCUCUUUUACGAUCAAAUAUAGGUUUUAAAAUGCCAAAGAGCUAAAGAUAAAAUAAAAUUGAUAUUUUACCUGGUCCUGGAGAAUAUAGUUUUUAGGAUAAUAAAACAAAAGGUAUAAAAAUAGGAACUAGUCCAAGAAUGGAAAAAUCAAUGUUUUUAGGACCAGGUCCAGCAGAUUAUUCACCAAGAAUAACAACUGAUUCUUCUCCCAGAGCUAUUUUUGGUACUGCAUAAAGAGGAAUUAAAAAAAAAGAGAAAUCUCCAGGACCAGGAGAUUAUGAAUUGCCAUAAAGCAGAAGUGUGAGUGUAAGAAUUAUAAAUAAAGAAGUUCUCAUUUCCUAAAUAAAAUGUAUAAUAGCAAUCAAAACCCUAAACACCAUUCAGUUAUAUCAAUGAUUAUACUAGUCUUAGAAAAACAUAAAUGUCUUUUGGGAAAGCACAUAAAGGAAAUUAAAAACAUUAAAUCAUUCCAGUAUAAAUAAAACAAACCUUUUUAGGGUCCUGGAUAAUAUGAUAUAGAUGGUUUCUUUAGAAGAAGAAUUAAAACAAGAGAGGGUUCAAAUAUUUGAAUUUUAC